Molecule: messenger RNA, 3511 nt
Organism: Mytilus californianus (California mussel)
Lineage: Eukaryota; Metazoa; Mollusca; Bivalvia; Mytilida; Mytilidae
Product: toll-like receptor 4
Exons: 2
Coding region: 896-3385 (829 amino acids)
Biological process (GO): signal transduction
Cellular component (GO): extracellular matrix
Molecular function (GO): protein binding
Source: RefSeq, a predicted model, not a curated record
UUUCUCAAAUGGCAGGGGGUCGGGAUGACCCCUGGGGACUAACCCUGUAUAUCAUUCAAACCAUCUUAGCAUGACAAACCAAAAUAUAUAUGGUUUAGGGGUAGGGAUCUCGACCAUUUACAAGGUAUUAGAACUUUCUUAAAUGGCAGGGGGUGGGGGUGACCCCUGGGGACUAACCCUGUAUUUCAUUUAAUGGGCUUUAUCAUUUAGAACAUUUUCAAUUAAAAAGAUUGUGUCUAUCACAAACAGUUUUCAAUUUAUAAUCAUUUGAAAAUCUUUAAAAAUAAAAUCCCAUAGGGUUCUAUAGUAAAACCCUCUUUUCUUUUUGCCCCUCAAAGUACCCCUUUAUAAACCCCAUUGCACAAACAAAACCCUGAUUGCACCACUAGACAUGUUAGUCUAACAUAUUGUGAAACCCUAAAUUAAUCUGACAAGCGGUUUUGGAGAACGGGUGCGGACAAGUUCAAAUUUAAAAGCGGCGGAAGAGGAAGAAGAAGAAGAACUGAGCAAAAACAAUAAGUCUUCCCAAACUUCGUUUGGGAGACUUAAUAAACAUAAUUUUCUAUUUUUUCUGUUUGUAGCAGUGAUUUUUAACAUGUAAACCAGAUAAACCAUAUUCGACAACUCCAUUUUGAAAAUCUCACUAGUUCGGGUAAAUGGAGGUUGGCUACAAAUCCGACGACUAGGUAAAAUGAGGAAGUAAAAAUACCACUCGUGCAGAAUUGGGUCAGUUAGGUCGUGCAGAAAGAAUUCGUUGUCUGUCAAUUGGAUUUAAUGCAAAUAUGCACAGUUUGCAAAUCUAAGCAAAGCUGAUGGUGAUAUUUCGAGGAACAAAAACAAAAGGAAAUUCAGAAAUCAAAAGAAAGACAGGUUUCAUCGGUUUGUGACAUCCACUAUGAACACGAUGGAUAUAGCAAGAAUGACUUGUUGUAGCAUUUUGCUUUUGAUUAUAAAAGUGGAUCCAGUAUACCUCUGUCCAGAAAAAUGUUCAUGUGCAUACAGAGAUAAUCGAACUUAUCGGGUAGACUGUUCAUACGAAGGACUAACACAUGUACCAACAGAUAUUCGAUCAUACAAAGGCCUUAGAGUAAUUCUAAUGAACAAUAAUAAUAUUUCAGCACUAGAAAAUGGCCAGUUCAAUGGGUUACACGUAUUAAAUUAUUUAGACUUAUCCCAUAACCAUCUGGAAGAACUGUCUAGCGAAAUGUUUAUAGGGAUGUUAAAUUUGAAAACCUUAAAACUGAACUUCAACCGAAUGUACAUGGGUCAAAUCUAUGAAAAUGCAUUCAGAUUUCUUGAAAAUGUCCAAGUUUUUGAAAUGUAUGGAAUUUACAAUGAUGUGUAUUUUGAAGAUGCUUCAUAUCCCGUUAGUGUUUUGUAUCUUAAAAAAUUAACUACUUUGAAACUUGAUGGGCAAAAUAAUGGAAGUUUUGAUGAGGAAUUUACCCAGCUGAAAAACUUGCGCAAUUUAUCACUAUCCGGGAUAAAUGGGUACUGUACCAUUAACAGAAUACGUGAAAAUCAUUUCGUAAAUUGUCCAUAUCUAAUUAAAUUAAAUCUCAGCUUAUGUAAAAUAAAUUCAAUUGAUGCAGGAGCAUUUUCCAAUUUGGAAAAACUUGAAGACUUAAAUCUUUCUUUCAAUCGUCAUUUAGAAAUGACGGGAGUGAAAAACGCAACAGUAAAUUUAAAAAAGACAAAUAUAAAGACUCUUAGCCUAGAGAACAUACAUAGAAAUUAUCAACUUAUUAUCAAUAAAGAUGCGUUUACGGAAUUGAAAAACACAAAUUUGGAGAAACUUUAUUUAGACAAAAAUGAUAUUGCGAGAAUAGAAAAAGAUGUGAUUUAUACACUUCCAAAUACGAUGAAGUUCUUAUCUGUCAGGGAUAAUAAAUUUUCCAAUGGCAAAUUUAUUAAAGAACUUAAUCAACUCGAAAAUCUAGAAACGUUUGAUUGCAGUUUCCAAUUGCAGAGUUAUUUGUCACUAGGCGAAGGAUCUCCAUUAAUCAGUUUAUUCCUUCAAAAUAUCGUAAGCGAAAAGAAAGAUGAACCAUUAAAGCUUCCGCCUAAAUUACGACACAUAUAUGCAAGCCAUAUGAAAUUAAAUUAUCCAGUGAUACCAUCCCUUAGUUUUUAUAACAACUGUCUAGAAACUCUGGACUUGUCAACGAACGGAUUUGAAACAUUUGGUGGAGAAUGGAAAGGAUUACAUUCGCUUAAACUAUUGAACUUGUCAAGUAAUAAGUUGAGUUUUAUACAUCCCGAUUCUUUUAUCGAUAUGAAAAAUGUGUCUGUUUUACUAUUAAACGACAACAAUAUCGGGAAAACAAUCGCAAAAGAUACACUAUUUAAAAUAUUUUCUUCUCAAGUGAAUUUACAAUACCUUGAUUUAUCUCACAAUGAAAUUAAAGAACUUCCUAAGUUUAUAUUUUCAAAUUUAGGAAGUCUUGAACAACUCAUUUUGAAAGACAAUGUUUUAACAGCACUGGAUUUCCAUUUGCAAGGUCUAUAUAAAAUAAAAUUCAUUGAUUUCCAAACCAAUUCGAUAUUCGAAUUCUCAGACAUACAACGCAACAUGCUCAGCAAGUUAUUUAGGACUAAUAAUCUAACAAUUAAUUUAGAAAACAACAAAAUAAAAUGCGACUGUCAGAAUCCAAAUUUACUUAAGUGGUUUAAUGAGAAUUAUAUUCAUUUCGUAAAUUUUCAUAAUUAUAAAUGUAAGUUUGAAAAUGGAUCUUACGUUUUUCUCUCUCGAGCAAGCAAGCUAUUCUCUCAGCUGAGUAAUUCGUGUAAGUCACUGCAAUACACACUUUAUAGUUUGAUAGGAUCCGUUCUCUUUACCCUGUUUCUAUCAAUGAUUGCAAUAAUUUACUAUAAUAAACGUAAAGUAAAACACUUGAUCAGUUUUUUCAGUCGACAUGUACAACCAUAUGAUGUUCUUGAACAUGAUGGCGAUUCUGUGGAUAACAUUGUUUAUUUGUCAUAUUCAGAUCGCUCGUCACAAGUCGUUUCAAGAGUAGAAGAACAUUUAGAGAAAAAUGAUAUUUCCUGCUUUGGAAAACAUAAAGUAGAAUUUGGUGAGCCAGAAGUACCAGGAUUGACAGCUGGUCUAAGACAAAGUGACUGUAUUGUAUGUUUUUUAACACCGGAUUAUCUCCAAGAUGGUUUCUGUGUUCAAGAGUUCCGAUAUGGAAUUCACAAAGGCUAUGAGACUGGAAGGCAAAUUAUCAUACUAGUUUUAUUAGAGGAUAUUGAUGACAAAAAUUUGUUAAUUCAAAAUGAAGAAUUUUAUCGUUAUGUUUUCAAAAAUACGCCAUAUAUUCCAAGAAGUGGAGAAGAUUUACUUUCUUACAUUGAAAAACAAGUAAGGUUGAUUCAAAGGUUGUAAAAAUAUAUUAAUGUAAAAGUUUAUGUCGGUUUAUAUGUAAUUUCUGAUAGAUAUUUACUUUUAAACAUAUAAACUUGUGUGUGUAGACUUCUUUGAUAUACAUUUAAUAAUAAAUGAAAAAAAUAU